This is a messenger RNA of Arachis duranensis, 3272 nucleotides long. RefSeq lists its product as uncharacterized. NCBI's taxonomy places the organism in Eukaryota, Viridiplantae, Streptophyta, Magnoliopsida, Fabales, Fabaceae. Gene Ontology annotation, molecular function: protein binding. The record is from RefSeq and is a predicted model, not a curated record.
ACACACAGAGAGACACAGACAGAGAGAGAGAAAGAGGGGAAGAGAGAGAAUAAACGUUGCCCCCCGGACAAAAGCUCAAAUUUCUCCACACACACUAAACACGAACACAGAGAGAGAGAGAGAGAGAGAGAGAGAGAGAGAGAGAGAGAAGGAAGCAACAUAGGGCUUCGUUCCCCCCCAAAACCCAAUCCCUAAUUGGAUCUCAACAAAACAAAACAAAACAAAGAAACAAACCAAUCACUCUUUCUUUUCUCUUUCCUUCUCCAAUCCCAUCCAUGGGAAUGCUGCUGCUUCUUCCCGGACAACCAUGACCUACGCCGCCGGCCACCACCAUAACGACACCGCCGACCUCUUCUACGAGUCCCUUGACAGGUUACUAUCUUCCUCCGAAUGCUCUACCUCCACCACCUCCGACACCGAGCAAGAACCGCCGCAACACCACCACCACAAGCCCGACGACGGAAUUUACAAUUAUGCCCUCGCACUUAACAACAACUACGACCUCUGGAUCUCUCAUCCUUCCUCCGUCUCCGAGCGCCGUUCCUCCCUCCUCCGCCACCUCGGUCUCGCCGCUCCCUCGCCGCCGCGCGAUAAUGGGGACUCUUCCCGCUCCCCGUCGUCGGAUCAGUUGACUGGACUGCGUCAGGGCUCCGCCGGAGGGAUGCCCCGAUCGAGCUCUGACGGUGCCGCGGAUCCUCAGAAUUCCGUUGGUGAUGGUAUUGAUGAUGAUGAUGAAAAGCCUUGUGGUUCUUGUUCGCUUUCUCGUUCUUCUUGUCGUUGUUGUCGUUCUUGUUCGUCUUCUUCUUCCAUUCUUUCUAUUCGUUCGGCCGUACCGGAGGCCGGAAAAUCUGUAAAUAGCCGGAAUCGUCGCGGAGGCAGUGUUGGUGGUGGCGGUGGAAAUGGCGGGUCCCCCUGGAAGCCUCCUUCGGGGAGGAAUGGAAAAAGCGUGGAUUUUGCAGAAUUUGUGGUGAAAGAGUUUAGAGAAGAUGGCAUGUGGAACAAGUUCAGGGAGGUCGGCACUGGCCGGCAACUGACAAUGGAGGAGUUCGAAAUGACGGUCGGUCACUCGCCGAUUGUCCAAGAGCUCAUGAGGAGGCAGAAUGUGGAGGAAAGCCAUGGAAAGGACAAUGUGGAUUCAAUUGGCAAUGAAGGUGGCAAGGGAAACAAUGGUUCCAAGUUGAAGAAGAGAGGGAACUGGUUGAGGGCCUUAAAAUCCGCGAUGGGGACACAUAAGGAGCGGCGAAGCAGCGACGAGAGGGACACAUCUUCGGAGAAGGGGGGGAGGAGGUCAAGCUCCGCCACGGAUGACAGCCAGGAUAAUGCCUCAUUCCAUGGACCUGAGAGAGUUAAGGUUAGGCAGUAUGGGAAGCCAUGUAAGGAGGUCACAGCUCUUUACAAGAGCCAGGAGAUUCAGGCUCAUAAUGGAUCUAUAUGGAGUAUUAAGUUUAGCUUAGAUGGGAAAUAUUUAGCAAGUGCCGGCGAGGAUUGUGUGAUCCAUGUGUGGCAGGUUGUGGAGUCUGAGAGGAAGGGGGAGCUGCUGAUGGAAAAACAUGAGGAUGGGAAUAUGAACAUGUUGUUUGUUGUCAAUGGAUCUUCGCUGGAGCCGAAUCUGCUGUCCCCUCUCAUGGACAAGUCACCUCUCUUGGACAAUCAUCAUCCAGAGAGGAAGAGGAAGGGGAGGACAUCCAUUACCCGGAAAUCGUUGAGCUUGGAUCAAUUAGUUAUCCCGGAUACCGUGUUUGCGCUCACCGAGAAACCCAUUUGCUCCUUUCAGGGACAUCUUCAUGAUGUGCUUGACCUCUCUUGGUCCAAAUCUCAGCACUUGCUCUCAUCUUCAAUGGACAAAACGGUGCGGUUGUGGCAUUUGUCUAGCAACUCUUGUUUGAAAGUUUUUUCACACAGUGACUUUGUAACUUGCAUCCAGUUUAAUCCUGUUGAUGAUAAUUACUUCAUUAGCGGAUCCUUGGAUGCUAAGGUUCGCAUAUGGAGCAUUCCUGAUAGGCAGGUUGUUGAUUGGACUGAUAUGCAUGAGAUGGUUACUGCUGCUUGUUAUACACCCGAUGGUCAGAGUGCACUGGUUGGUUCUUACAAGGGCAGUUGCCACUUAUAUAACACAUCAGAAAAUAAGUUGCAACAAAAAAGUCAGAUCAAUCUGCAGAACAAGAAGAAGAAAUCACAUCUCAAAAAAAUUACAGGUUUCCAGUUUGCCCCAGGAAGUUCAUCAGAGGUACUUAUCACAUCUGCUGAUUCACGAAUUCGAGUUGUUGAUGGUGUUGAUCUGGUUCACAAGUUUAAAGGGUUCCGUAAUUCGUCAAGCCAAAUUUCAGCCUCUCUGACAGCCAACGGUAAAUAUAUUGUCUCCGCGAGUGAGGAUUCCCACGUGUACAUAUGGAAAAAUGAAGCGGAUUGUAGGCCUAACAGAAGCAAAGGUGUAACUAUCACAGGCGCAUACGAACAUUUCCACUGUAAAGAUGUUUCAGUGGCCAUUCCAUGGCCGGGUAUGGGCGAUGCCUGGGACAUGCACGAUACACUUUCUGGAGAUCAAACUGAGAUUGAUAACAAUGUGGAUGAGGCCUUGUCCGCCAAUCAUCCUCCAACCCCCGUUGAGGAAAACUUUGGGUCCGAGGGUUCACGAUCCACAUCGGUUUACAGCAAUAGUCCACGCCAGGCAACCAUUGCAGGUGCCACAAACAGCUACUUUUUCGAUAGAAUUUCUGCAACAUGGCCGGAGGAAAAACUUGUCGUGGCAGCCACAAAGAAUCGAAGCCCUCGUAUCAGCGGGGAUUACUCAAACACAGGAAGUCAAAACAUGUCAGCCUGGGGUAUGGUGAUUGUAACUGCCGGCCUUCGAGGCGAAAUUAGAACUUUCCAAAAUUUUGGAUUGCCACUUCGGAUAUAAGAGGUGAUAAGAAUGCAUGCUUUUAUCAUUUUAUGGGCAUGGUGGAGUUGAGUUGAUGAAAUCAGCUCUUGAAGGGAAAACCUGUACAGAGAAAUGGGUGAUAUUUGUAAUAUUAACGGGUUGGGGAGGUUCCAAUUCUUUCCUUGUUCAUUGUGCUAAUAGGGUUGUUAUUCCAACCACGCACAGAGGGGAAAAGGGUUGAAAAUUUGUCAAAGAAAAAAAGAAUUAAAAAAAAAAGAGAAAAAAAAAAGAAGGUACACCAGGAAUUUAGAAACCGAUGGAUUUGUUUAUGUAAUCGGGAAUUGUAGAGUAACGCCAGCAUGGUUAAAGCUUAUUGAAAUUAGAAAUGAUGAUUCUUUCACAAUUCACACAA